AUGGUGGGAUACAAUUCAGAAGACUAUGAUAUUGACAAUAAAUCAGAUUUGUUGACCAUAAGAUUUGCAGACAAAAUAACAAAAGGGAAUUAUACUCUGAUAAUUAUGUAUUCAGGUUUAAUAAGUAGAAAUUUGUCCGAAGCGUUUAUUUAUAUUCCAUAUCAAGAUGAAUUCGGUGAACAACAAUGGUUGCUGUCGACUAAAAUUUCAAAUGCCCGAGAUGCAAGUAAAAUUUUUCCAUGGUGGUUUGAUGACGGCUCGACAAAAACAACUUUUGAAUUAUCCCUCAGACACAAUCUAGAUCAAAGAGCACUUUCUAAUACACGAGAUCGAUUCAUAUUUCUGGCUCCAACUGAUUAUAAUUAUAAAUGGACAAUUUUUGAAAAAACACCAUUACUAUUUCCUCAUCAAUUGGCUUUUGUUAUCGGUAAUUUUGAGUGCUCAACACAUUACGAUAAAGCCUACCGCGUAUGGACGUUAACAGAUGCCGAUAAUAAUUACGAUAAUUUAUCUAUUAUUGGAGACAUCUGGAAACCGAAAACUAAAUUGCAUCAACAAAUAGCGUUUUCUAUUUGCAUGCAGUGGUAUCCUUUCUACAAUUUUCAGUCUAAUAAUGAUAAUGACGUUCUUCUCAAUUAUGGAGUUAUCACUUAUUUAGUAGCAGCUACAACUGAUCAGUUUUUUGAAUCCCCAUAUGCAGUAGAAAAAAUUGUUCAUCAGGUUUCUGAUUCCCGCGACUUUGACCUCAAGAUUAUAAAAAUAUUACAUAUUAUUGGUGAAGUAAAAUUGCGUAAUUUAUUGCACAGUUUAGCCGUGCAAAGUCACUUAGGAGUACUGGAAACAAAUUAUCUUCUCAAUAAAUAUUCUGAGAUAUUAGGCGUUAAUGUUUUGAGAAUGAUGGAAAUUUUGGGUAACUUGUUACUUACGGAAGGAUACCCUGUCGUUAACGUAACCAGAAAUUACUCAAGACGUUCUGUUACUGUCACACAAAGACGUUUUUCAAAAAAUCCCUCAGAAAAUUUGAAUGAAAAAUACUGGAUUCCAGUGACUUGCGCAACUGAAAAUAAUCCAAAUUUCGAUGACACGGCGGUCACUUGGUGUAUUAGUUACAAUUGUCUCGAUUUUAUUGCUAGAGUUUGUGUUAUAGGUAAUUAUCGUGUUAAUUAUGAUGAGAAGAAUUGGAAACUGAUAAUCGAUUAUCUCAAAACAUCAAAAUAUGUAAAAAUUCAUCCAGUAAAUCGUGCACAGAUUAUUGACGAUGUUUUGACAUUGACGGAAUUUGGACAUCUCAAUUCAAAUUUAGUUUUUGAAUUAGAUGAAUAUCUUAAACAAGAAACAGAUUCUAUUCCGAUGACUAGAUUCUGGAAUUAUUUUUUUUAUGUUUAUGAUAACUUUUUUUAUCGAAAGCAUGACUAUUAUAGUAAUUUCCUGGAUCAUUUCUUAUUAAAGCGGAAUAAAAAUCUACAAAUUUUUUUCUGUAAUGUAAUGCGUGUUGCUGAUCAGAACACAUGGGAUAAAUUAUACAAAUUGUAUAGUCAUCACAAAAGAAUCGGAAUUUAUCAGGCACUUGGAUGUUCAUCAAACAAAAAUAUUUUAAAUAAUUUCAUGUCAAUGGUUCUCAACAGUAACUCCGUAAAAUCGAAUUUCGUUCUCAAAUUGAUGUUUGAAAUUAUCGCAAAAAAAAGUAUUAUAGGCGUCGAUUCUAUUCUAGAUUUUUUAAUAGUCCGCCAACAAAAAGCAAAACUUAAAACUGAGACGGAUAUCGAAUUUAUCAUAAUCGGUACAAUUAUAGCAAAAAAUUUCAUCAAAAGUGAUUCUCAACUCAAAAAGUUAAAAAAUGUAUUGGAAAAUGGUAGACCUUACUUUGGAAAACAACGCAUGGAAAAUUAUUACAGGAUCGCCGAAUCCAAUGUUCACUCCUCAAUCUAAUUCCAACGAAAAUUACUUGCUUUUUUUUUUAUAAAUCAAAUUACUCAGCAAUAUCACUGUCAUUUGGCAAUAAAUAAAUAAAAAUAAAAAAAAAUAAACUCUCAUAAUUUUUGAUUAUUUUUAAUAAAUGCCCAGUAGUAAUGCAAAUUUCGAGAUUCACCGAGUGCACAGAGAAUAAAAUAAAUAUUAAAUAAAAUAAUUCAAGGAAACUGAGUGAUACCGGACGUCGAAUAAGAGCGCCAGGAUAUAACUGUAACUUGGCCAAAAUGCAAUACCCAUGACUGCCACUAACCCUAGUACUAGUACUAUAGUAAUACUAUUUCUCUACAACAACUAUUAUACGACUAGAAUUCCUAUACGGUAUCGAAUCGUAGGGAGAAAGAUAUAUAUUCAAGUUCCCGAGUAACAUCAGAUUUGCAUACAAGAGUACUUUGAACAUACUCAGAUAUUUCUCCGUGACAAUGUCGUAGACUUUAAAUUCACGUUAAGGAAUUACUUCAGCGGCAAUUUACUCAU
Messenger RNA from Microplitis mediator, 2445 nucleotides. RefSeq lists its product as uncharacterized. The coding region runs from base 1 to 1929 and encodes 642 amino acids. Lineage: Eukaryota; Metazoa; Arthropoda; Insecta; Hymenoptera; Braconidae. The record is from RefSeq and is a predicted model, not a curated record. Gene Ontology annotation, cellular component: cytoplasm. Gene Ontology annotation, molecular function: metalloaminopeptidase activity; peptide binding; zinc ion binding. The transcript is spliced from 10 exons. Gene Ontology annotation, biological process: proteolysis; peptide catabolic process.